AUGCAUGGUGAAAAGGGGCCAGAAAACAUCAUGAGGAUAGAUGCCAAAAAGGAUUUGCGCAUCUGGGUCUCCUCAAACUUAUCUUUCUCACUGCACCAUGAGAAAUCGGCCCAAAAGGCAUUCGCCAUUUUACGGAUGAUCCGAUGCACCUUCUCCCGUAUUACUUGCAUGCAGUUCCAAAUACUCUAUGGGGCCUACGUCAGACCGCUCCUGGAGUACGCCAACCAAGUUGUCUACUCAGGACUUACGAAAGACGUCACCCUCAUUGAGCGUGUCCAGAGGGCCUCUACGAGAAUGGUUGCCGGCCUCAAAUCCGUGGAAUACGAAACGCGUCUCGCGAUGCUUGAUCUCUUUCCCCUGGAGUACCGUCGCCUCCGAGGGGACCUAAUUCUUACUCACGCCCUGUUUGAACAAAGCUUGGCAAAUAGGACGAUAUCUCAGUUGAAAGUUCCCGGAUUUCCUCAUACUGCCAACGAAUCCAAUACUCAGGCAAUCACCACACGUCAGUCGGAAUUACGUCUCUAUCACAAUUUAAUUGUACAACAAAUCAAAGAUCUUCAGGGCCAUCUGAAAGUUGGCGUGGUACCAAAUAUGGCGAGAAUCGAUGAAAUAACCGGUACGCUGAAUGCUGCAUGCACCACCUUCCUCGCCACAAUCGACGAUCUGAUGUCCCUAAUUCAACCAACGAACGCUCCCCUUAGUGGAAGUAAGGUUGCGCAAUCUGCCGACGACCCACUGUCUGGAUUCCCCAGUCCACAAUCGUUUGUGCGUGGGAGCGUUGUGGGUCCACCCAGUGCGGGUCAUUCACCCGUGUCGUGGAAUUUUGUAGAUUUGCGUCCGAAUAUGUCGGCUCAAUUAGACCAGUCCAACAGUCAGUUGCCGGGUGAUUUUCUCUCCGCCCUUGACUUUGCCAAGGCUUGCCGUUCUCUUUUCCGCAUUUUCGAUCGUAUAUCUGACUUCUCAGCGACGGACGCAAUGAUUGGUCGGACGUUCGCCGCAUUACAGCAAGUCCAGGCCGACUUGUUGGGCAAUCUCGAACGUCUGGAGAUGGCCAUUCAGGUCUAUACGAGCCAGAGAUCCGCGAGAGAUCAAAAUGGCCAUGAUCAACCACCAUGCGAGCCGCCAGAUUCAUCGACGAUUAGUAUAGGUACCCUACUCAGGAACGAUCUGAAGAAUGAUAGAACAGCGGAUGCAGCCUCCUUUUACAAAGCCAUUCUCUGGUUGUCCAGGUCGCUCAACUUUGUUCGCGAGUUCCUUCAUUUGCUCUUCACCCUUCCACCUCCUUCCCCUGACGAUGUCGCGGACAGAAGAGGGGCAGUGCAGGACGACAGUUUGAGUGUGGCAGCCACAGAAGCCUACUCUCGCUGCUUGCGGUCGUUCCAUCAGUGGUCACUGAGAGGAGUCGCAAUGAUAGUUAUAAAAUCUCUACCAACCCGAAGCCAGUUUCUACGUCUACUGCUCCAAGACGAUCUGAAUUCGGAUUCACCAAGCCAGGCGCUAGCCUCAGGGAAUUCGACGAUUCCUGUUGAUUUUACCACCCAACCGGAACUGUACGUACAACUUGAAAAAGACGCCCGACACUAUUCCGAUGCACUGGGUCGUACACUCACUCUCAUCGAAGGUCUGUUUGCCUACCUUGAUCUCGAAAGGAUAUUCACCGGUUCCGAAACUUACUAA
Messenger RNA from Opisthorchis viverrini, 1677 nucleotides. RefSeq lists its product as hypothetical. Gene Ontology annotation, molecular function: ceramide 1-phosphate binding; ceramide 1-phosphate transfer activity. Gene Ontology annotation, biological process: intermembrane lipid transfer; ceramide transport. Bases 1 to 1677 code for a protein of 558 amino acids. Lineage: Eukaryota; Metazoa; Platyhelminthes; Trematoda; Opisthorchiida; Opisthorchiidae. Gene Ontology annotation, cellular component: cytosol; membrane; cytoplasm. The transcript has 7 exons. The record is from RefSeq and is a predicted model, not a curated record.